GCACAGCAAAGUUGGCAAAGCCAUUGGCACCCAUUCAAUCUCUCUCUCUCUCUCUUCUAUCUAUCUAUUUUUUUUUUUUUUUUCUCUCUCUUUCUCUCCAUGGCCUUAGCUCAAACUCGCUGUCUAAAAACAAACAAAAAACCCAAUAAAAGUCCAAUCUCUCUCAUAAUCCUUUUCUUUUAAUAGCAAUGCUGAUUUUCUGAUCACCCACCACCACCACCACCACCACCACCAAAAACGACAACGACAAUCAUUUCUCCGACGGCCGUAAUCACUCCUGCUUUAUCCUUAGCAGGAGUUCUGUGAGACAUUUCGACAAACACGUCGUCAAAUCUUUGCCAAAAAUGGGCCAACACACCCGCCGCGAAACCUUAAGCGGCCCAUAUCCAACCACAGCCCGCUCCGACAUCGGCGACAGCCUCGACGCCGACUUAGUCUGGCCCUUCGGGAAACUCCAUGGCAUCGACCGCGACGACGUGAGAGAGACAGCGUAUGAGAUCUUCUUCACGGCUUGUCGUUCGUCGCCCGGUUUCGGAGGACGAAACGCAUUGACAUUUUACUCAGCCAACAACAACGACGGUAACAAUAAUAACAAUAACAAUAACAAUGGAGGCGAAACGACGUCGUUCUUGUCGUCGUCGUCGUCGAAGCCGAACGGGGUGGUGAUGACCCCGACGAGCAGGGUGAAGAGGGCGUUGGGGUUGAAGAUGCUGAAACGGUCCCCGUCUCGGAGGAUGGUAUCGGGUGGUGGGAGUGGAAGCGGGUCAACUCCGUCGUCUCCGAGCUCGCAUUAUAAUAAUAAUGGUGGUAAUUCGGUGGUCGGGUCGUCUCCUUCUUCUUCUUCAUUGUCGUUUACGAUUCCGGCGUCGAGACCCCGACGGCCGAUGACGUCGGCGGAGAUUAUGCGGCAACAGAUGAGGGUUACCGAGCAGAGCGAUAAUCGACUUAGGAAGACGCUCAUGAGGACCCUCGUUGGCCAAAUGGGAAGGAGAGCAGAGACAAUAAUACUUCCAUUAGAGCUUCUUCGCCAUCUGAAACCAUCUGAAUUCAACGACUCACAUGAAUACCAUCUAUGGCAAAAACGCCAGCUCAAAAUCCUUGAAGCUGGACUGCUUCUCCACCCUUCUAUCCCACUUGACAAAGCCAACACAUUCGCUAUGCGUCUCAGAGACAUUAUCAGAGCAAGCCAAACCAAACCAAUUGACACCGGCAAAAACUCUGACACCAUGAGAACUCUCUGCAACUCUGUAGUUUCCCUUUCAUGGAGGAGUCCGAACGGGACUCCAACCGACGUUUGUCAUUGGGCAGACGGCUUCCCCAUCAACAUCCACCUCUAUGUUGCUCUCCUCCAAUCCAUUUUCGAUGUCAGGGACGAGACUUUAGUACUCGACGAAGUCGAUGAGCUUUUAGAGCUCAUGAAGAAGACGUGGUCCACAUUGGGAAUCACCAGGCCUAUUCACAAUGUGUGUUUCACGUGGGUUUUGUUCCAGCAAUAUGUGGCUACGUCUUUGAUCGAGCCGGACCUUCUCUGCGCUGCUCAUGCUAUGUUGACAGAGGUUGCUAAUGAUGCAAAGAAACCGGACAGAGAAGCUCUGUAUGUGAAGAUCUUGUCUUCGGUUUUGUCUUCCAUGCAAGGUUGGGCUGAGAAGAAGUUGCUCAAUUACCAUGAUUAUUUCUUGAGAGGAACUGUUAGCCAGAUCGAAAACCUUCUUCCUUUGGCUUUGUCUGCUUCGAGAAUCAUGGGUGAAGAUGUUACAAUUACUGAAGGUGCAGGGCAAGAGAAAGGAGAUGUGUUGGUGGUGGAUUCGUCCGGUGAUCGUGUCGAUUACUAUAUUCGAUCUUCAUUGAAAAAUGCUUUCACAAAGAUAAUGGAAAGUGGGCCUAUCAAAGAAAUCAAGGAAGGAAGUGAAGUUCUGCUUCAAUUAGCUAAAGAGACAGAAGAUUUGGCAUUGAAAGAGAGGGAAAGUUUCAGUCCAAUUCUGAAAAGAUGGCACACAACUGCAGCUGGUGUUGCUGCUGUGACACUCCACAACUGUUAUGGUUCUGUGUUGAGGCAAUAUCUGGGUGGGAUUUCGACCCUAACGAAUGAAACAGUUGGAGUGUUGCAGAGAGCUGGAAAGCUUGAGAAGUUGCUGGUUCAAAUGGUGGUUGAAGAUUCUGCUGAGAGUGAUGAUGGAGGAAAAUCAAUUGUUAGAGAGAUGGUUCCUUAUGAAGUUGACUCUAUCAUAAUGAACCUUUUGAAAAGGUGGAUUGAUGAGAGAUUGAAGAAAGGUACAGAGUGCCUAUGCAGAGCAAAAGAAACAGAAACAUGGAAUCCAAAGUCCAAAUCUGAACCAUAUGCACAAUCGGCUGUGGAGCUAAUGAAAUUGGCAAAGGAAGCUGUGGAGGAGUUCUUUGAAAUCCCAAUUGGAAUUACUGAAGAUUUAGUUCGAGAUCUUGCUGAUGGUUUAGAGCAACUUUUCCAAGACUAUGCUGCAUUUGUUGCAUCAGCUGGUUCCAAGCAAAGUUAUAUCCCUGCACUUCCACCACUAACCAGAUGCAACAGGGAUUCGAAGUUCAUCAAGCUAUGGAAGAAAGCUAGCCCAUGUUCUACUGUUGCAGAUGAUUUACACCACACUGGAUCCAAUGAAGGCAAUCAUCCUCGCCCUUCAACAAGCAGAGGAACACAGCGUCUCUAUAUCCGUCUCAACACAUUGCAUUAUAUUCUUUCCCACCUGCAUUCCCUUGACAAAGCACUCUCUCUUUCCCCAACAGUCAUCCCUUCAACUCGUAUUCGUUUCAGCAGCUUCCGAAGGUCUCACAGCAACUCCUCUUCCUACUUCGAACUGGCCACUUUGUCAAUCCAAGGAGCCUGCCAGCAUGUUUCAGAAGUUGCUGCCUACCGUCUCAUCUUCCUAGACUCAAAUUCUGUCUUCUACGAAAGCCUUUACAUUGAUGAUGUAGCUAAUGCAAGAAUUAGGCCAGCUUUGCGAAUUCUCAAGCAGAAUCUCACCCUCUUGAGCGCAAUUCUCACUGACCGAGCACAGGCAUUGGCAAUGAAGGAAGUGAUGAGGGCUGCCUUUGAGGCAUUCCUUAUGGUGUUGCUUGCAGGAGGAAGUGCCCGGGUGUUCUACCGCUCCGACCAUGAGAUGAUUGAGGAAGAUUUCGACAGCUUGAAGAAGGUAUUCUGUACAUGUGGAGAGGGAUUGAUAGCAGAAGAUGUGGUGGAGAGAGAGGCUGAGAUUGUCGAGGGAGUGAUAGCAUUGAUGGGGCAAUGUACUGAGCAAUUAAUGGAAGAUUUCAGCAUUGUGACAUGUGAAACCAGUGGGAUUGGAGUUGUGGGCGGUUCAACACAAAAGCUUCCAAUGCCUCCAACAACAGGAAGAUGGAACAGAUCAGAUCCAAAUACAAUCCUGAGGGUCUUGUGCCAUAGGAAUGACAGAGCAGCAAACCAGUUCUUGAAAAGGACUUUCCAACUAGCAAAAAGAAGGUGAAUCCAAAAUCAAUUGAGAGAAUGUACAUUCUUCCUGGAAAUUUUUUCAUUCAGAGGUAUAAAAAAAUUAAAAAAAAAAAAAAAAAAAAAAAAAAAAAGAAAGGAAAAGAAAGAAAGGUGAUUCUUUUAGAAAGGUGAUCCUUUUCUUCUUCUUCUUCUUCUUUUUUAUUUUUCUUUUUUUCCUGGUAUAUAUUUGUAUAUUUGGGGUGAAUUUCUAGCUAUACUGACUUUCCAGCCCUGUAACCAAAAAAAAAAAAAAAAAAAAAGGAGAGAGAGAGAAUUUCAAGGAAAAAUGUGAGGAGCUUUGUAUCCUAAUUUCACUCAACUUCUAAUGCUAAAUCAAGAUCAUGCUGGGGGGUCAAAAAGAUCAUUUGUACUAAUUUCUUUUGUCAUUUUUGUUUUUGCAUCUUUAGGCAUUGUUUGUUACUUCUGCAGAACGGGGAAAUGUCGGGCCACGGGUAGUAUAAAAGUUUAGUUUUGUACAUUGUCCCAUGAUAUAUUUACCCUUUCUAUUUUGAGGAAAAGGAAAACAAAAAACAAUGAAAGGUAAUGUUGAUAAUUUCAAUUUCUAAGCAAA
Molecule: messenger RNA, 4049 nt
Organism: Ziziphus jujuba (common jujube)
Lineage: Eukaryota; Viridiplantae; Streptophyta; Magnoliopsida; Rosales; Rhamnaceae
Product: protein unc-13 homolog
Exons: 5
Coding region: 345-3473 (1042 amino acids)
Source: RefSeq, a predicted model, not a curated record